AUGCAACUGUCUAAAGCUCCCGGCUCGCCUUCUAACUUUACCCCUGCCACGCCCUUGGUAGCACAUUCACCGCAGGUGCACGAGAGUGGUCAGGACGGAGCAGGAGUGUUGCCUGGCAUGAUUCCCACGCCCUUCCUGGCCACAUACGAGGACACUCCCGCCAGUGCCCGUGGAGAGGACACCGUUCUUGGCGGCGAUGGGGGUGGGGACGACGUCGCUAGGCGGGCGAUGGAUCAAAUACGGCUGCUGUGGGCGCAGGUUCAGGCGAGUCGUGGGACUAAGAGUACAUCGCCUGCGGCACACGGGGGUGGGCCGAACAUCACCAUUGGGGAAGACCUGCAUGCCGCUCUCGCGGCAAUGGACGGAGCUGCGGCAAAUGAGUCGGGCAAAGGUGGCAGAGUUGUCAUGCCAGCCGCGGAACCCCAGCCCCAGGCUCCGAGGCCGGUCAGCAGGUUUGGAGAUGCACCCCAGCAGAGUGAGGUUCGGAGGGACGCGUGUGUGGCGACACAGGCACGAACACGACCCGCUUGUGCUGCCGAAGAGUUAGCGCCGGUUGCAGAGGCAUUUGCGCGUCCACAACGUGGAUUCGCAAUGAACCGACUGUCAGGAGCUGGGAGGCUGGCGAUAGUGGGGAACCACGUGGCUCCCCGGGUGGGCGGAGUUGGCGUGGGGACAGAGACGGGGAUGGCCGCGGGGAGCGCAGCGCCCGGCAUACAGGGAAGAGGGUUGAAGCGCGAGCGCCCGAAGAUGACGAUCGUGGUCGACUACAACCCAAACGAUGCCAGGCCUGAGUUGCAGCCGGGAAUGCCUCCGGCAGACAAGAUACACGUAGACAGGAAUGAAAAUGACUAA
Closterium sp. NIES-65 is the source of this 852-nucleotide messenger RNA. Lineage: Eukaryota; Viridiplantae; Streptophyta; Zygnematophyceae; Desmidiales; Closteriaceae. The record is from the annotation of a GenBank genome assembly.